Messenger RNA from Pseudoliparis swirei, 7516 nucleotides. Its product is annotated as cGMP-inhibited 3',5'-cyclic phosphodiesterase 3A-like. The transcript is spliced from 14 exons. The record is from RefSeq and is a predicted model, not a curated record. The coding region runs from base 111 to 3230 and encodes 1039 amino acids. Lineage: Eukaryota; Metazoa; Chordata; Actinopteri; Perciformes; Liparidae. Gene Ontology annotation, molecular function: 3',5'-cyclic-AMP phosphodiesterase activity. Gene Ontology annotation, cellular component: cytosol. Gene Ontology annotation, biological process: positive regulation of oocyte development; oocyte maturation.
UUUUCAUUAUGCGUAUAAAUUCUGGUUGUCACUAACUCUUGUCCUGUCCUAUGACCACACUGCUAUAGAUGCAUCAUAGACUUCCUCAUACUUCAUAUCUACCAUGAGCGAUGGCGAUGCCUGCACAAUCUGACAGUGCCGGUGCGCAGAGCACUCGUGAAAAAAGCUUCAGCGCACCGGAUCGCAAUGGUCAUGUGAAAACAUGUGUCAUCCCACUGAGCAGUGACCGAGAUUACGAGUCGUGGGUGAGGCUAAUGUUCACCAAAGUAUGGAGUUCCCAGAGACUCCGGAGUGCGGUGUGUGUGGGGUCGCUCUCGGUUUUCCUCGCUCUGUUGGUCAAAUGUUCAGACUGGAGAGCUGAAGCCAGCAGCAGCAGCAGCGCUGACAACAGACUCUCGCAUUCAUCCUCUCCCCUUCACUUGGUUUCAGGCUGCGCGGCGGAGCUGUUGCAAACUUGCUGGAGUGUUGUUUCCCCUUUGUUCACCCUCGUGUGUGCCUUCUUUUGGGUCGGUGUCUACUUCAUCCGCUGCGGAGCUCUAAUCCAGACCGCCCUCUCCCUCCUGACCGUGUGCCACCUGGGCGAAGCCGUGGCGUGGUCUCUCCUGGACGGGACAGAUGAGCAGCUGUUUUCGUUCUCGACAGCGGCCGUGGUCGUGCUCGUCUGCGUGGCCACCGGCUCACUCAUGGUAGCGCGGCUGAACCAGGGCAUAUCUGUGGUGGUUUUCAUUAGCCUCGUCAGGACCAUCUCACUCUUCUCGCUGCACAAAGUGCGGGCCACUUGGAGACCGUACGUUGCGUACCUGGUUGGAGUGCUGGGCAUCCUGCUGGCGAGGUAUGCUGACAAGCUCCUUCCCAACCAAGGGAGACACAAGGAGGGCUGCACCCCCGUGACUGGAGCUAGGGAAGAGAUCCCUGUAUUUAAAAGGCGCAGGAGGUCCAGUUCUGUGAUAGCCUCAGACAUGGCGCACAGUCAGUCCAACAGUAAGUCACAUCGCCGGACCUCUCUGCCAUGCAUCCAGAGGGACCAGAUGCUCCCCCGUUCGGAUUGGGACCACAAGAGAGGCUCCCGGGGAUCACAGUCAUCAGGCACCACCGUCAUGGUGGACAUAGCGGUGAUGGGAGAAGCCCACGGACUGAUCUCAGACCUGCUGGCUGACCCCUCUCUGCCCCCCAACACCUGCACCUCAUUGCGGGCCGUCAACAACCUGCUAACCACCCAGCUCACCUUCCAGUCUCUGCACCGGCCACGCACCGCUCCGCUGCUUAACCUGGGCGAUGCCUACACACUCUCCGACUCAGAGGACGGACCAGAGAAGACGUCCAUCCAUAAGCGUCUAAGGCGCAGUCUCCACCCUGGCCUUCUAAGGAGGAUCUCUUCCACGUGGACCACCACCACCUCUGCCACAGGCCUGCCCACCAUUGAGCCUGGGCCCGUCCGAAGGGACCGCAGCGCCAGCAUCAAACCCUACCAUGAAGCCCUCGCCUGCAGCUGUGGGAGACCAUACAUCAGACUGAGCCAUGGGGAGGGUUCUAUAGACAAGGGAGACAGGAUACCACGGGCAGCUGAGGACCAAGUGAUGGUGUCAUCAGACUAUGACAGCACCCACGAAGCCAACCACAGUGACAGCAGUGAUGUAGCACACACAGAGGAGGACACAGAGGAAGGAAAAAACCCUGCUCAGAAUGUCAUCCUCCACCCACUAAUACCUCCUGAGGACAAACCAAUUAUGGCUCCAGAGCCAUUAGUUAUGGAGGACUUAGAGCCUAUGAUGAGUCAGCUAAAUAAUUGGAACUUCCCCAUCUUCAAUUUGAUGGAAAAGACCAAUGGGAAAUGUGGACGGAUCCUCAGUCAGGUCGCCUACAGGCUCUUUGAAGACACUGGUCUGUUUGAGACCUUCAAGAUCCCUGUCAAUGAAUUCAUGAACUACUUCCACGCCCUUGAGAAUGGUUACAGAGACAUACCAUAUCACAACCGGGUCCACGCCACAGAUGUGCUUCAUGCAGUCUGGUACCUCACCACGCAGGCAGUGCCUGGCCUGCCCAGCCUCAUCACUGACCAUGGCUCUGCCAGUGACUCAGACUCCGACAGUGGAAUAACACACAGUCAUAUGGGCUUCCUGGUUUCAAAGACCUACACUGUGUCAGAAGAUGGUUACGGCUGCCUGUCAGGCCUCAUUCCUGCUCUGGAGCUCAUGGCCCUUUAUGUGGCCGCUGCGAUGCACGACUACGACCACCCCGGGCGGACGAAUGCUUUCCUCGUGGCCACCAGCGCCCCACAGGCAGUGCUCUACAACGAUCGAUCCGUCCUGGAAAACCACCACGCUGCCUCAGCAUGGAACCUCUUCAUGUCGCGGCCGGAGUACAACUUUCUGGUCAACCUGAACCACGGGGAGUUCAAGCGCUUCCGCUUCCUGGUCAUUGAGGCCAUAUUGGCCACUGAUCUGAAGAAGCACUUUGACUUCCUCGCUGAGUUCAAUGCCAAGGUGGGCGAUGAUCCAUCCACGGGUAUUGAUUGGUCUAAUGAGAACGACAGGUUGCUGGUCUGCCAGAUGUGCAUUAAACUGGCGGACAUCAAUGGGCCUCUGAAGUGCAAGGACCUGCAUCUACAAUGGACCAAGGGCAUCGUCAACGAGUUCUAUGAACAGGGCGAUGAGGAGUCCAGCCAGGGCCUCCCGGUCAGCCCCUUCAUGGACCGAGCGGCACCACAGUUGGCCAAACUCCAGGAAUCCUUCAUCACACACAUCGUGGGACCGCUGUGCAACUCCUACAAUUCAGCCAGCCUCAUGCCUGGACGAUGGGUGGAGUACAACCCAGAGGAAGAGGAGCCAGAGAUCACUGAGAAUGAGGGGGAGGAGGAGGAGGAGGAAGAGGAAGAUACUGCAGAAGAAGACACGUCCACCAGCUCAGAAGCAUCGCAGAAAGGAACAUCCAACAAGAGAAGGAAAGUCUUUUGCCAGAUCACCCACCACCUGCUGGAGAACCACGAGAUGUGGAAGAAGGUGAUCGCAGAGGAGGGCCAGAAACAGGGCCAAGGAGCAGAAUCUGUCCAUUUAAACAAUGUAGCCGAGCCAAUCCUGGCUAUUCACGAGGAGGAAGAGGAGCCAGGCAGCCGAGAGGAGCUCGUAGAAGGAGAGGAUCCAGAGGAGGGGGUGGAGGAAUCAGAGUGGCCUGUUUCUCCGCAGGAGGACUCUCAGCCUCCAGUGGAACUAGCAGAGGGGGACCCACAGUGAAACAGCCAACUGGAAAUAUGGCGCCAGUCAGGGCAAGGACGUAAAGAAGUAUUUCUUGUUUUCUUAUCCUAUCAACUGACUCCUGUCUUUGCCAGCACUUCACUUAGACACAACACUGUAGAUGUUUGGAAAAUGUGUGCCUAUACAGAAAAAAAACAGGGUGGGAAAAUUUGUGAUUUACACAUUUUAUCUGAAUAUCUGGUUUCGCCAAACAGUUAAAGGAGCUUUCCAUUUUGCAAUACAGGAUUAUUUGUGUACUUUGGGAUACAGACUCUUUUGCUACUGUCAAGAGAAGAGGACAACUGCUCGCACAGACCUCAACCCAACGUGGUAACACAGGACUGCAGACAUUUGCUGCCAAUUUAUACAUAAUUAUUUUCUGAAUGCAAUUAUAUAUAGACAUCACAGUUACUUGUACUUGUGUUUCAAUUUUAGCAAGAGUUUUUGAGGCCUCACAUGGGCCAUAUUAUGUUUUCUUUUUCUAUAUAUGGAUUAUAAAGGGAGGCAAUCAAAUGAGGAACAUUGGCGUAUCUUUUAUUCCUUUCAACUUCUGCCAAAAUGAAUCACUCACCCAUAGGGUUUUGCUUAUGAAAUCAAAUGAUCGCACUUUUUCAUCUUACAUUUGUUGCCAUAUUAAGUACUUUAUACAAUUUGGUGUCGCCAUAUUACUUUAUGGUAGGAGACUCAAGGCUCUUUACACUCUGUAUUUGUGUGUGUGUGUGUGUGUGUGUGUGUGUGUGUGUGUGUGUGUGUGUGUGUGUGUGUGUGUGUGUGUGUGUGUGUGUGUGUGUGUGUGCGUGUGCGUGUGUGCGUGUGUCUGCAUGUUUAAAUUAGUGUGCUCAAAUGCACAAUCCUUCUACGGAGGAUUUUUCUGCGCCAUCUCUGGUCUCCAGCCCCGAGUGGUCAUAGUGGUCAUUACAGGGUUCACUGUCUCACAUGUAGUCCAGAGAGGUCUGCACUGACAAGGCAACAGAGGGGGAGUUGGACAUUAAUCUGUACUGAAUACAAAACCAAAAAGGGAAUACAGUACACAGAAUACAGUAAGACUACCAAAGUGUGAAGGGUCAAAUAACUGCAUCAUUAAAACACCAAAAAACAGAAAUCCUAAUCUAUUCAACGAAGGUCACUAAAAUGAAUGAGAUGUAAAAUCCUACAGAGUUCUUUGAAGAUGGCCUUAGGUAGACUAACUAAUACACUGUCCUACAACUUCUUUUGUCUAUUUCUUUUUGCAAUUUUUGACUAUCUGACUAUGUAUUUGGACUCAGUGUGCUGUAUUAUAGUCUUUAUUUACUUGUUCUCAUUAUGUAAAAAAAAAAAAAACUGCAAAUGAUGCUGAUCUUUAACCCUCAGGAAAAACUCAACUGUUGAAAUUCAAAGUAAACAUCUGUAUCACCUGUGAGGACAGUAAGUUACAGUUCCGGUUACACAUAUGCAGGGAUCGUAAGCUAGUUUUAAAUAUGUUCAUGAAAGGCCUUUAUGCCACAACCCCUUUGACUAUUAUAACAUCUUUGCAUCUAAACACUGUGCAUCUUUCUGAAUUAUUCUUCCUCUGGCACCUCAGGGAGACAUUUACUCUCCCAAAAUUACAAACAGGCAGGACGAGGAAGUGUGUUGGUGCAAGGCUGAGAGCCGCUACACUUAUCUGAGACUAAAUACUGAAGCUAUUUGAUGCCAGUAGAAAAUAUUGCUCUUGAUGAAAUGGAUAUGUAUCAGUAAUGACCAAGACGAUGGUGAUGGCAGCUGUGUGUCUUAUUUACUGUUUCCUCUUUGAAACAUCAAGUUUGUCAUGAGGAUUUUCCAACAUUUGGCCCUAAAAUGCUGUUUCCCAUUACUUUUUUAUGACGUAAAAUAAUGUUAAUGAUUAGCACAUUGUGAUUAUAUUCAGAAAUUACAUUCUCCACCUAUAAUGCAAAUCUCGGGGACAUAAUGUUUUUAUUGCUUCACAAUCACUGUGAUAAUAUAAAAAGGUAGUGAGUGUGUCGGUUGUAGCAAUCGUCCCUCCAGACAUUCAGUCGAUGAAAUCAAUGAAGCAAAGAGAAAGUACUCUCCAAGACUGGCCUGAGGUCACGUGAUAUCCCAUACUUUCCACCAAGAAAAAGCCACAAGUUAAACCAAAUUCAGUAACCAACUGCACAGUAGCUUGAGUAGGAUGCAUAAUGUCCCUGAAGAAUAUCCCACUUAGCUUCAAUAAUUCACAUUCGCAUAGAUAAAGUGUUUGAGAGACCUUAAGUAGAUCUUGAGUUGAACAAGUAAAGUGCUUUACACUGAGUUGGCAGGUCAACUUUCUGUCACGAGUGCAGUGAGGCAAUAUGUUGUGAAUUAUACACUGCUAAUCUCAUCAAGUUCUUAUGACCCACAUGCACAUUUGAAUCUCUUUUGCACUGGUUUCUCAUCUCAUACUGUUCCACAGCUCUCCUUCACAAUCUCGUUUCUUUAAACUCCUCGAUAAAAGGCUCCACGGCACACAAGGGGACCUGUGGACAGAAUAUGAGAGAGCUUUCCUGUGAUGGAAGUUGCAAUGGGUGUAGAGCCUUGUACCCUGCAUUGACAUGCUCUGCUGUCAGCCAAUGUUCCCAACGGAGCAAGUAGCGCACUGCAUCCAUGAUGGCCCGCUGGCCUGACGCUGCCCUCUGCUGCGGUGACAAGGGGAGGACGACCAACUCAGGAACUGCAGCUUUUAGUCCAAACAAGUUGAAGAUGAUUGGUUUACCCGCUGAUCAGAUCGGCAUUCGACAGAGAGUCAGAUCCAACUUGAGGCAGCCACUGAAUCAGAACUUUUUUUACUCAUGAUCAUGUGUCGCCUCACUGAUUGUACCUUAUGUACAAAAUGUCCUCCUGUGUUCUCUAUGUUGCCUGCAAUUCAUCCCUUAAAUAUCAUCAUCACUACAGAGACAAUAAACACAUUUUAUUUAGCAUUUUGAAAAACCUGAUGAGUUGAAGAAAAAAAAGGGUGUUAUAGUGGCAAGCAAUUCCAGGGUUAUAAAUAUAUAUAAUUACAUCAACUUAAACUGUUUAAACGUUUUGCCUUGUGAAUGUUUAAAUAACGUAUACAGUGUGUGCAUGUGCGUGAGAGAGAGAGAGAGCAAGAGCAAGAUAAUGUGUGUUUGUAUCUGUGUUCGUUUGAUUUCUUCCAUCGGCCUCUGUAAUGUGACUUUAUUUGGCUAUUUAGCAUUUACUGUUGAGUAGCGGCUUCGUAGAGCUGGUGAAACAAUGAAGGGUAAAGUGAUGCAGGAAGUAAUACUUCAAUUCUUCUCAGAUGAAAUCUUUAUUCACAGAAGGUCCGAUGGCAUCUUUCUCCUUGUGCUUCCUCUUUGAUCUGCCAAGUGCUCGGCGUGCAGAUCAGAGAACCUCACUGGCAACAGCGGUCGAGCAUUCAUCCCACGUCUCUCAUCUUUAGAGGUGAUGAGAUUCUGUCCACUGUGUUAGUUUGUUGGUCUCUCUCCUUUUAUAGCAAUGCAUUUCGUCCCCUGUCACAUCAGUCCCAAGUCCUACUUGCUCUUGAACCUUGAACUGAUCCAGUAUAUCGGUUUUGAUCGUGUAUUUUUUUUGUCUUAAUUGGUUUUAUUUCAUUGUCAUGUACUUAUUCACGCAUAAAGCAUUAUUGUAACCAUGGGAACCAAACAAGAUUCACAAUUAUGUCAAACUAAAUGAGAUGAGUAUUUUUAUAUAGUUGACACAUGAUUAAAUAAUUGCUUUCUUCUCACUAGUACCUUGCACUUAUCACACGUACUAAUACUUACACAAGGAAGAAUAUGUCCAAAUACACAGUAUUUGUGAAAGUAAAAUAAUUUUCUUGCAGGUUGACGCUCCAUUUUGUAUAAUAUACAUAUAUGCUGUACAGUAGAGAAAUUUUAAAACUACAAAAACUCUUUUAGAUAUACAUUAUUUAUUUUUACCAUUUUGUAAUUUAGACACUAUACUGUAGCUUCAAUAUUGCCAGACUUACUGGAAGUGCCUAUAUUGGUAUUAUGUAUCAUACAGUGAAUAUAUUUGAAGAUCAUUAGAAGUUGUCACAAACUGAACCAUGUGGAUGUUGUAAUGUGAAUACAUUGAAUUACAAGACUAUAAUUUCUGUGGUAUCCUUGUGUCUGUGUUGUGUUUAUUUUUCAUCUUUGACUUGUGUUUAGAAUUGGCUUUAUCUUUAAAUCUACACGGUAUAUCAUGACAUAAUUUAUUUCUGAACAUUGAUCAUUUUAAAGUGUUAUUCAAAUGCUUUCCAGAAAUAUUUGGCUGUGUUGAUUUAGUCAGAAGCAGACCACAAAGUCCCUCUCUCAGUCCAUGUUAUU